CCUGCGCAGACUCAGUAGCAGCAGGAAGAUGUCUGUCAGGAUGAGGUCUUGUCUGCUGACAAUUUUGUUUUUAAACGUUUUUUACAGUUUCGUCUCUUCUUUGUACUUUCACAUCGGAGACACCGAGAAGAAAUGUUUCAUAGAGGAAAUCCCGGACGAGACGAUGAUUAUCGUAAACUUUCAGACUCACCUGUCUAAUGAAUACAUCAACAUGGACCUGCCGGACAAUCACAAACUCUGGGUGUUAAUAGAAGCUAAAGAUCCUGAUGACGAGCUGAUUUUAUCAAAACAAUUUCCCUCCGAGGGAAAGUUCAGAUUCACGUCACUCAAAGCAGGAAGACACCUGAUCUGUCUGCAGUCCGGCUCCUCACAGUGCCCCCUGCCUGCUGGAGGCAUGCUGAUGGUUCACUUGGACAUCAGAGCACGCGAACGUACAAACAACUACGCCAAGAUCGCAGCCACAGAAAAACUGUCAGAGCUGCAGCUGAGAGUCCGACAGCUGUCGGAGCAGGUCCGACAGAUCCAGAGAGAGCAGGACUACCAGAGGCUCAGAGAGAAACAUUUCCGCGAGGUCGACCACAACACCAACAUGUGGAUCUUCUGGUGGCCUGUCGUCCGCUCGCUCUUCGUGGUCGCUGUCAUCACUGCCAGCACCAGCUCCUGGUGAAGUCAGGAUGUUUCAGUAAACUUUGGACCUACCAGGAAAACAUAAAAAGGGACACACAGAGUGAUCUUCCACAUGUAUUUCAAUAAAUUAAGAUUUUCAACAAACCCACCUGCCCACACACAUCAGACAAUCAGGUCAC
Messenger RNA from Acanthopagrus latus (yellowfin seabream), 806 nucleotides. RefSeq names its product transmembrane emp24 domain-containing protein 9-like. The record is from RefSeq and is a predicted model, not a curated record. Lineage: Eukaryota; Metazoa; Chordata; Actinopteri; Spariformes; Sparidae. Gene Ontology annotation, cellular component: Golgi apparatus; endoplasmic reticulum; COPII-coated ER to Golgi transport vesicle. Bases 29 to 667 code for a protein of 212 amino acids. The transcript has 6 exons. Gene Ontology annotation, biological process: intracellular protein transport; endoplasmic reticulum to Golgi vesicle-mediated transport; Golgi organization.